GAAGAUGCACGUAUCACCAAGUGCCACGUAAUAGUGUUACUAGGAUAAAAUCACGAAGUUAAGCAGCUCAGUCUAAACAGAAAAUAGAUCCGUUUGAGGUUAUUUUUGUCAUUGACAACAUUUCUCUCCGUCACUCUGACUCUGUGUCAAUGCCAGUUGGCGGUGAUCAUGCUUCAUAGUCUUACUGUUUUCUUGGUUGUUCUAAGUGUUUCUUGAAUCUUGAUCAUACCCUAAAAACCCUAAAUUCUUAUUAAAAACCCUAAUCAAGAAACACAAAUCCCACCAUGGAAACACCCAAAAUUCUAGAAAUCAACUUGAUUUCAGCCCAAGAUUUAAAGCCAUUGUCAAAUAAUCUCCGGCAGAUGCAAACGUACGCCGUCGUUUGGGUCGAUUCCGCCAUCAAACUCCGAACCCGCAUUGACCGUGUCGGCGGCGAAAAUCCUACUUGGAACGAUAAAUUCCUCUUUAAAGUCACUCCCGAGUUUCUCUCCAGCGAAACUUCCGGUGUCACCUUCGAGAUCAGCGCCGUUGGUUGCUUCCGUGAUACUUUAAUCGGGACCGUUCGUUUUCUUAUCAGCAACAUCCCACUUUAUUCCCCUGUUAACCAAACCAGAACUCCGUCGUGUAUUGCUCUUCAGAUUCGCCGUCCUUCUGGAAGAUUCCACGGCGUUCUCAACAUCGGUGCUACGGUGAGCGACGGUUCUGAUUAUGCCACGUUUAAUACUGCCUCGGCGAUUGGGUUUCGGGAUCUUAUGGGAGAGAGUAUUGGUCGCCGGAGACGGCAGUUGCCUCCGCGCGAUUUAAAGAAAUCGGUGUCGAUGGAUGAGGUUGGUGGCGGCGAGAAUUCUUGCUGUGAUUCUGGGGAUUUUUCAUCUGAUGGUGCCGAUUCUACCACUUCUUCUUCUUCUGCUUCAUCUACGGCGUUGAAAGAUUGGAAUACGGUUAGGAAUUUGGCGGGAAAUCACUUCAGAUCAUCAUCGGACGGUGGAGGAUUCUUUUGUGGGUUGCUGAAACAGAAGAAGCUUACCAUGUGUAUGUCUGCACAGAAUCUUUCAGGUAUGAGUGGGUCCGGGAAGGAAAAUUGAUCAACGGCCAAGAUUUUGAUUGUUGCAUGUUUAGUGAGUAUAGUCCGUUAGAUCAAGAUUGCAUCAAAGAUCAACGGUGGAGAUCAUCUUAGUCUCUCUUCUUGUGUUUAUGUACAACAUUCAUUGUGCACAAUUUGAAUUUUUUUCUGCCGUUAGAAAGCUGAUAGUGUUUGAAUUGUGGGAAGUAAAAGAAAAUAGAAAGGUAAUGUUUAGUUGUUUCAGGAGUCAGUUGGUACCAUUUUUGAUUUAAAGGAUAGGUAGAUGUGGUAGGCAAGCUGACUCUGAUUGAUGAGUGUAAUUGCCACUGGAAAUGUAAGUUUAAAUUUUGCUCGAAUUCAAUAUGAAUCUGAUGUAUACCUACUCAAGUACAGUUUACAAAUGAAA
Mercurialis annua (annual mercury) is the source of this 1469-nucleotide messenger RNA. RefSeq lists its product as uncharacterized. Bases 285 to 1085 code for a protein of 266 amino acids. The transcript has a single exon. NCBI's taxonomy places the organism in Eukaryota, Viridiplantae, Streptophyta, Magnoliopsida, Malpighiales, Euphorbiaceae. Gene Ontology annotation, biological process: defense response. The record is from RefSeq and is a predicted model, not a curated record.